AGGCUCUACGUACAAACACUCAUGGUUGCUCAGAGUUUGUUGUCUCCACGGCAAGUGCAGACGUCCCUUGCAACUCCUUUGCUAGGUGACGAAUACGUUCAAUCGAGCUGGCAUUCCGACCAGCGUUCUGUUGAGGCCAUUCCCUGCGCCGCAGAUGAGAAUGCUACACUUGCGCUGCCAUUCCCAGAUCCUCAUGAGCUGAAUAAGAUACGCUCGAUGGAAAAACAUCUCUUUGAAGUUGGGUGGAGCACACCUCUGAAAGUGCCUCAAGGGAUGAAAGUGAAAUGCGUCAAUUGCGAAUCUUGGUUCUCAGCCUCCGACAAUGCAGUAGAAGCGAAGGCUGCGGACCAGAGCGUUCAUGAUGCAUGUGUCAUUGAAGAUCCCAACUACAAGCACAGCAGACAAGUUUGCUGUCAGUUCCAUCCAGGAGUCUAUCGACGGAGCGGAGUCACUGUAGCCACGGGGGUUAGGACGGGAUGGUCGUGCUGCAGACAGAUCUCGGAGUCUGCGCUGGGAUGCAAAAGGCUUCCCUACCAUACUGAGGACCCUGCCACUACUGCCUUGCUUCUUGCAUUCUCUCAGAACGAGGGUCCGACGUCUGAGGCUAGUGCAGAGCUUGAGCGAAGACUAGUUGAGGCCGAGAAGAAUCUACAAGAAGCCUCGGAGGAGGACUCUAAGAGCAUCUACCCGAGCCUCGAGACUUGCAUGCAGCGGCGGCUUCCUGGAAACGGAGAGUAUGAGAUGGACGAGCACGGGAAUAUUGUUCAUUACGUCCGACCUUCCGACACGAUUCAAGGGCUUUCUCUCAAGUACGGAGUCUCGACACAGAGGAUCAAGGAGGUGAAUGGCGUCCUCGGAUUCUCUAUCGUCCAGUACAGCACUCUGCUCAUCCCGCCGAGCGAAUCGGGAAAGUGCAUCAAGCGGAAGCCCAAGGACGUUCGAUCGUGCGGAACACGGGUCAACAAUGUGCUGGAAACCCUCGAAGCCGCCGAUGCUGAGGGCGUCAAGGAUCGCCUCCUAUCUCAUCUUCAUCGCCGUAUGUGUGCACUAGGCGCAACGUCGCAGGAGGAGGCGAAGGCGUACCUCUCGCUUGCCAACAACGACGUAGAGGUAGCGGUCAAGAUGUACCAGGAGGACCUAGCGUGGGAGAAGCAGGGAGGCAGCGCGACCAAGUUCCCCGGCACCCCGUCGUGCAUCCAGGACAUGACGACGAGGAAGUCGUUCUUCAACAAGCUGAGCUCCAAGCUGAGGAGCAAGCAGAUCUACUGAAGUGAUAGAGACAGCUGUUUAAUUCUUUCUUGUGCUUGUUAAUUCUUUCUUGCGCUUGUUAAUUCUUUCUUGCGCUUGUUAAUUCUUUCUUGUGUUUGUUGUGAGCGGUCUAUGGCAGACGGCUCUUCUGCUUGCUGCUUGUGUUUAUCAAUACACAGCUCACUUGGUGUG
Guillardia theta CCMP2712 is the source of this 1440-nucleotide messenger RNA. RefSeq lists its product as hypothetical. The record is from RefSeq and is a predicted model, not a curated record. The coding region runs from base 22 to 1269 and encodes 415 amino acids. The transcript has 20 exons. NCBI's taxonomy places the organism in Eukaryota, Cryptophyceae, Pyrenomonadales, Geminigeraceae.